This is a messenger RNA of Rotaria sp. Silwood1, 1962 nucleotides long. The record is from the annotation of a GenBank genome assembly. Lineage: Eukaryota; Metazoa; Rotifera; Eurotatoria; Philodinida; Philodinidae.
AUGACAGAAACAAUGAUUCCUGAUCAUUCAAAUACAAUGAUAACAGACAAUGGUCAAACAACGAAUUCUAAUGAAAAAAAAAUUACACUUCAAGAUGUACCACGUUUACCACGUGAACUUACUCCAUUUGCACCAUUUAUAAAUGUUAUUGAAUAUGAUCAACGUGGUCCAUUAUUUCAAGGACCUGGAUCUAAACGUGACACAGGACGUUAUAAAGUUCGACCAGUUGAUGAUGAUAAUGUUAAACGUGCAAAAAAAUUUGCGUUGGAACAAAGUGUUAAAUAUGUUCUUGUUAGACAACAACAACAUCAACAACGGGCACAAUUAGAUUUAAUCAAAAAACAACAAGCACUUUUAUUAAUGUGUCGAAUUUAUAUUGGAAGUAUUAAUUUUGAAUUAAAUGAAGCUAUGCUUAAACAAGCAUUUCAACCAUUUGGUCCAGUGAAAUCAGUUUCAUUAACAUUUGAUCCAGUAACUAAUCGUCAUAAAGGUUUUGCUUUUCUUGAAUAUGAAACACCUGAAGCAGCACAAUUAUCUAUUGAACAAAUGAAUGGAGUUAUUCUAGGUGGAAGAAAUAUUAAAGUUGGUCGACCUUCGAACAUGCCACAAGCACAACCCAUUAUUGAUCAAUUAACAGAAGAAGCAAAAAAUUAUAAUCGAAUUUAUGUUGCUUCUAUUCAUCCAGAUUUAACUGAAACAGAUAUUCAAAGUGUAUUUGAAGCUUUUGGAAAAAUUAAAAGUUCUUCAGUGGCAAAAGAUACAGCAACAGGAAAACAUAAAGGUUAUGGUUUUAUUGAAUAUGAAACAGUUCAAGCAGCGCAAGAUGCAAUCAAUUCAAUGAAUUUAUUUGAUCUUGGUGGACAAUAUCUACGAGUAGGAAAAGCGAUAACACCACCUGAAGGUUUAUUUGCUUCGACUCAACCAAUAGCAAGUCAAAUGCCAACAGCUGCGGCAUUAGCUGCUGCUACAAUCACAGCUCAACUACAAGCUAGUGAUGUUGAAACUAAUGCGCCACCCAUUACUACUUCACAAAUUAUCAAUAAUCCAUUAACACAAGUUGGUUUUCUUGGUGGUACUAUUGCACCAACAACAGUUGCAGCUGCUCUUUCGGCUGCUUCUUAUGGUGGUGCAUCAGCUGUAACAUCCAUGAUUUCUACUAUACUCAAUACAACUGCUGCCAUACCAAAUGUAAUUCCUCAACCAUCAAUUAUUGGUUCACCUGGAAUUCUUUCGAAUUUUGCGACACCACUUGUCAGUAAUCUUCCUACUUCUACACCAACAUCACAAACGCUAAAACCACCUCCACCUCCUCAGCUAAUUAUUCCUCCACCACCAUCAUCAUUAACAAUACCUCAACCUACUCUAUUAGAAGAACCACCAAUACCUGUUGGAUUAAAAGUUGAUUUACAAUCCCAACAACAACAACAACAACAACAACAACAACAACCACCGCAACAACAACAAUAUCCAUCAAUUUCACUUGUUCUACCAAAAAAUCCAUCAUCAAAUAAUUUAGAUAUAACCGACAGUCAAAAAACUGUUUCAGAUUUAAAAAAUACUGAUGAUCCGUUGGCUAGUUUAUCUCAACAAGAAGAGCUUAGUGUUAAAGGUCGUGAACAACGGCAUUUACUAAUGCAAAAAUUAAAUCAACGUCGACUUGAUUCACGUGUAUGUGUAUUAAGAAAUAUGGUUAGUUCAGAAGAAGUUGAUGAUGAUUUACAACAAGAAAUUACAGAAGAAUGUUCAAAAUAUGGUGAAGUUAAUAAAGUUGUUAUUUACACUGAAAAACAAGGCGAAGAAGAUAAUGCAGAACAAAUUGUGAAAAUUUUUGUGGAAUUUAAAAAUAGUAAAGAAGCAGAAAAAUCAGCUGAAUCACUUAAUGGUCGAUGGUUUGGUGGUCGAAUGAUAAAAGCUGAAUUAUAUGAUCAAGUUGCUUAUCAAGCUGAAGAUCUUUCUGGUUAA